This is a messenger RNA of Carlito syrichta (Philippine tarsier), 1011 nucleotides long. RefSeq lists its product as uncharacterized. Bases 1 to 1011 code for a protein of 336 amino acids. Lineage: Eukaryota; Metazoa; Chordata; Mammalia; Primates; Tarsiidae. The transcript has 4 exons. The record is from RefSeq and is a predicted model, not a curated record.
AUGCUAAUAACAGACCUCCCGCUCCGCUCCCACCCAGGCUCCCCGCCCCAGUCGGGGUCCCCCUGGCGAGCGCGCGGGCUGGGCCUAGGUGAAUAUAUUAUGGGGCGCAACAGGUCGGGUCGUCCGGCCGGGGCCAGCGGAGGCCCCUCGCCGCGCCUCGCCCGCCGUCCCUCCGACCCCGAGCGGCCGCUCCCGGGGAUCUCGGAAGAGGUGUCGGUUCGCUGGGAGUCGGAAGACCCCAUCGCCACCCAGUGCCCCGACCAAGGGUGCUUCUCACUGGCAUCUGGGAGGAGAGAAGAACGCGGAGGAUGGUGCACGCCUGCUGCUCUCCACGCUGAGCGAGACGGGGGUUCGUCUCCGCUCCCGGGGUUCACUCAGCCAACUAGUUGUGCAGCCACAGGGACUGAACUUUGGAGGCAUCGUCCUUUUCUUUCAUUCCUUUUAAGCCUAUCGGAGGUGGUAGCGGGAGGUGAAGCCGAGUCAGCCGACCCCGCCGCGAUGCUGGUGAAGAAGCACGCAGGGAAAGGAGGGGGCCGGGAGCCCGGAUCCGAGGACCCGAGCCCCGCCGGCCAGCGUUGUGUCCGGGCCAUACCCCCGUGCGCGGUCCUGGCGGCCCUCUUGUCAGUGGUGGCCGUGGUGUCCUGUCUGUACCUGGGGGUGAAAACCAACGACCUCCAGGCGAGGAUCGCCGCUCUCGAAUCGGCCAAAGGGGCUCCUUCCAUUCGUCUGCUGCCGGAAACCCUGGAUCAGCUCAAGGCCGUGGUGCAAGAGAGAGUGGAGCGACUCCUGGCUCAGAAAUCCUAUGAACAUAUGGGUAAAAUAAGAAUCGCAAGAGAAGCACCUUCAGAGUGCAACUGCCCAGCAGUUGAUAAAGAGCACUGGGAGCCAAGCAGUCAACCAAAAGAUGUUGAGAUCACAAAGAUUUCUGUAUCUUACUCAUCAGUAGUGCUGCCUGCCCAGGGUAUUAGAUGUAAUAACCUCCAUGGUGUAAUGGAUGGGGAACGUGAAUGA